Funneliformis geosporum is the source of this 174-nucleotide messenger RNA. The record is from the annotation of a GenBank genome assembly. NCBI's taxonomy places the organism in Eukaryota, Fungi, Glomeromycota, Glomeromycetes, Glomerales, Glomeraceae.
AUGGCUUUAAAUCUCAAUGAUUAUGAUCCGAAUAAAGGGGAAAUUCAUUCGGUAUUACCAGCAUAUAAUAAUCCUAAUGGUCCUAUUACUAACGACAAGAAUAAUUCAUAUCUCAUCUUAUCUGCUACGUAUGCUUUCAUCGAGAAAGCAAUAAUGGACGAGGAAUUUAUAUGA